Molecule: messenger RNA, 720 nt
Organism: Halteromyces radiatus
Lineage: Eukaryota; Fungi; Mucoromycota; Mucoromycetes; Mucorales; Cunninghamellaceae
Exons: 4
Coding region: 195-620 (141 amino acids)
Source: RefSeq, a predicted model, not a curated record
UGAUGAUACAAUUUUUUUUUUAUUAUUAAAGUGACGAUCCUUGUUUGAAUCAAUGUCUUCUUUAACUAAUAUGUUGUUGUUUAUUUAUUUAUUUUUAUUACUCUUAUGGACCAUUACAACGGAUAAAUGUCAAUACUACUGUAAUAUAUCUAUAUGAAACUUGUCUGGUUGGAAAACGUAUAUGAUCUUGGUUAAUGUUCUCUCUUCUCACCUCAUUUGUCCCUUCUGUAUUUGGGGUUUGGGGAACUAUGAUGUUAAUACAAUUAGACGACGACAAAGAUAGACGUUCAAGGUCACCCACUUCUUCUCGACGUAGUAAUAGUCAUCAUCAUCGUCGCCAUCGUCAUCGAAGUGUUUCAGUUAGUUCAUCAAGUGACUCGGAAGAAGAACGACGAUCCAGAAAGAAACACAAGAAAUCAUCCAGUAAACAUAAAAAGAAGAAGAAAUCGAAGAGUAAAAGAUCGGAUACAAGUGAUGACGAUUCAAGCGAUGAUGAUGAUCAUAGAAGAAAUCCUAUUACUGGCAAAAAGGUUAAACUCAAGAUCCACAAAACCUCUGAUGACAAGAAGCGAGAUGAAAAUCGAUCCAAUCUACUUGAAUUUUUGAAUUCUGCUUUUUAAAAAUUAUAGUAUAGUAUUUUACAUAUAUAUAUAUAUAUAUAUAUGAUUCAACCAUUUGUUGUUUCAAAAAUGCCAUAUCAUUUUUUAUUGUUGAUAAAAA